This is a messenger RNA of Lactuca sativa (garden lettuce), 4848 nucleotides long. RefSeq names its product Zinc finger C-x8-C-x5-C-x3-H type family protein. The record is from RefSeq and is a predicted model, not a curated record. Gene Ontology annotation, cellular component: nucleus. Gene Ontology annotation, molecular function: metal ion binding. NCBI's taxonomy places the organism in Eukaryota, Viridiplantae, Streptophyta, Magnoliopsida, Asterales, Asteraceae.
UUUAAACUCGCCCGUUAAUAGCCAGCCGCCCAAGAAACAAGAAGGGUAAAAGAAAACCAAUCCGCACACAAACAACUCGAAAAGUCAAACGCUAAGAACCGCCGUCGGCCGUCCACACAACGCUGCCUCGGGAUGGAAUUCCCUUCGUUCAACCACCACCACCAUCAUAACAGGUACGUUCCUCCUCCUCCACCAACGAAUUUCUCAGAUGACCGUCCCAAUCUUUACCCUCAUCACCAGCAGCAUCUUCUCCCAUCACUUCAUCUCCCCCCUCCUCCGCCGCUUGCAUACCCUUCCCUCCCUCCUCCACCACCACCUCCGCUUCCCGUCCCCCCUCCACCACCAUCUUACAACCCCCACCAAUCUCACUUCACCUUUCUCGACGCUCAAAACCCCUCGUUUUCCAAUCACGGCCGCUCUUCCCCUCCCCAACCUAGGUUUUCCAAUCAGUCUCAUCGAUUUGAUUACCGAACGGAUUCUUGGUCGGAUUCGCAUAGGGUUCCACCGGAACUGACUCACCGCAAUCCUAUUUUACCCGAUGAGCACCAUCGCCGCUUGUAUUCGCCUGAUCCCCGGUCUGAAAAUCAUUAUAAACCUCAUGUUUCGGAACGCGUUAUCCCUUCUAGUAGGUAUAGAGACGAAAACAUCAUCAAUGGAUAUGCCAGUAGGGAUGCUAGUAAUAUUGUUUCACAGGAGCAACAAGCUUUCCGUGGCAGUUCCAAUAAUGAUGACCAUCAGGGUCGAAUUAUUGAUCGUUAUGCAUCUGCCCAAGCUACUGGUUGUAAUUCUAGAAAUGAGGAUUUUGUGGAGAAGUAUGAGCCUCGUUACAUUAGUAAUUCUGAAAACGAGAGAAUUUGGGAUCAUCAUGGUGAAGAUUCUAGACGGAAGGGGAAGAAAAACGAAUUUGGUAAUAAUGAUGGGGUCUUAUUUGUGUCCGGUAGAGAGCAAGCACGAGAUUACGAAUAUGAAUCCAGUAGGUUGACUAGGGUUAGGGAAGGUAGGGAAGAGUUUAAGCAAGUACAGAAGAGGAGUGUUUUACUUAGGAUAGGCAAACCGAACAAUACUAAUAGGAACAGAAGCCAUGAUCAACAUUUCUCUAAAGCGCACAUGGUUGAAUCAAAUAAUAGUAAUUUUAGGGGUAAAGAUAAAGAUAGAGAUCAUGCAAAUAAGGAUUCUGAUCACAGGAUGGAGGGAGACAGAGAGCACAGCCCUGUAGAACUCGAUGUGUCUUUUAAAUCGAAUGCCCUAGUAGCCAAGGCUGUUGUAACACCCUCGAGUCCUGUGAUUGGUAAUAACAACACACAGCUUAGGAAUAAAAAGACUAAGAGAGGCUCUGAGUUUAAUUCACCAUUAAAAAGAUCGGGGAGCUCCUCCAAUGGGUUAGACUGUCCUUCUAGUUCUGAAAAGGCUCCAAAACAGCAAAAGCUUAGCCUUAAAGAUCCAGUUUUAGGUCAGGGUGCUGCCACUGGACCCUUGUCAUUUAGGCUUAAGAAGAAGAGGAAACUCAUUAACUUUAAAAAUAGCCCAAGUGUAUCUAUUUUUCAGCUGGCAGAGAAGGAUAACAAAUCUGUCAAGGGCCAAAACAAGAAUUCCCCAAGUGCAGAAUCUACUCCAUCAACUUUAGAAGAACCGAUUUCCAGUAAAGUGGUUUCAGAGAAAGAUAGUUCAGAAGUUGAGAAGUUAGUAUCUAAAAUAGAUGAUGGUCUGGUGAAUGAAGUCUCAUUGAAUCUUGAAAAUGAUACUCAACAGGUAUCCACAGAUGCUAAGGUUGGCACUCCUAUUUCUGCUUCAUGUGGGCAAGAUCAAAUCGAAAUUCAGAACUGCCCCACAGAAUCUUAUGCCAGUUUUGAUGCUUUUUCAGCUGUGAAGAAUGAAUCUUUCAAAAUCCAAGAAAUGACUACUUGUGCUUGUUCAGAUGAGAUUAUUAAUCUAGUCCCUGAGAAUGGUAACACAGUAGGUUUUCUUGAUGGUGUAUCAAGAAAAAAAGAUGGUACUCAAGAAACUCCAAAUGCCAAUGCCAUUGCCAUUGCUGAAGAUAAUGCAAUUCUUACUGGUAGAAGCUAUGAGGCUUCAGAAAUUCAGUCCCACGGUGAGAAUCUACAAAAUGUAGGUCCAGGUCCAACCCCAAAUAGUUCAAUCAAGGUAAUUUCAUCAGAUGAAGAUGAAAUUGUUGAAAUUGUAGAGUUAAAUUCUGAAUCAGUCGAGACACAAAGACCUGACCAUAGGGAAGAAGAUGAAAUUGUCGAGAUUGUAGAGUUAAAUUUUGAAUCACAAAAACCUGAAGAUGAAGUUGUCGGGAUUGUAGAGCUAAAUUCUGAAUCAACUGAGACACAAAGACUUGACCAUAGGGAGCUUUGUACAGAUGAAAUACCACCCGCAUCGAGUAUUGUUUGUAGACAGCCUGAUGAGAAACCAGGGGAACCUAUGCCUGAUAUGCUAACCAAUAUAGUUUCUGGUUUUCCAAAAGAUGAAACGACAUCGACAUCCAAUUCUAAUUUGGGCAACAAUGAUGUAAAUAUUUGUGAAAAGUUUGUACCUGAGCCUGAGGAUGGUGGUGGUAAUACAUCUGUAGAGAAUUAUUCCAAAACUAGUAGUAUAAUAAAACCAAGUGAUUUGUCAGGAACCAAGACGACAACAUCUCAGGUAUUGAAUAAGAAAAUGCCAAUUAAGAGACCGAACCCAACAGUGUUUGCCACCCGUUCAUCGCCAGUCUUCACCAAUUCAAGAGUCAAUAACCCUUCAAAAAGCAUUGCAAAGCCCCCCCGAACUUGGCAUCGAUCUGUGAACAAUACGUCUUCUGUUCCCCGACCAACCAAACAAGUUGGAGCAGUUCAGAAUGCUUACAUCCGUAGUGGCAACACGCUUGUUAGGAAAGGCAGCCCUGUAACUACCAUUUCCAGAUCCUCCAUCUAUCAGUUGAAUCCUUCAGGCCCAAGCCCAACUGAGACAAGAACAGCUGCUGUUGUGAGGCCCAAAACACCACCACUAUCAGGUUAUACUGCCACCAAAUUACCCGAUUCUACAACGCUUAAGGUUUCGCCACUGGAAGAUCAGAAUUGUUCCGAAAGCCACAAGUCACUAGAUGAAGGAGGAACUGCAGGAAAGAAGAUAGAAUAUGUUAAGCCAAAAUCCAACCAGCUGGUUGCAGCUACUAGUAGUGUUCAGGAGUUAGACAAGUCUUCUGAUGGAUACUAUAAGAGGAGGAAAAAUCAACUUAUUAGAACAUUGGUGGCUGAUGACUCAGUCCCAGAUGUGAGGAAGGCUGCUAAAGGUAUGUUUAAGAAGUAUAGAAAUUCGAGAUUCUCUUCAGUCUGGACACUUGGCGCUCAAUCAUUGGGAAAAGACGGUGUCUCAUUACGUCAGAAGCUGAGGCCGCAUCUGUUUCCAUGGAAAAGAACAAAAUUUUGGGGAAAUGCUUCAGCUUCUAUGCACAGUAACAACUUGUCAUCUUUGCUUAGUCGCAAGUUGCUUGUUUCAAGAAAGAGAGAGAUGAUCUACACAAGGUCAAAGCAUGGGUUUUCUCUCCGCAUGUCAAAGUUAUUAAGUGUAGGCGGAUCGGGUUUAAAAUGGUCAAAAUCCAUAGAAAAGAACUCAAAACAAGCUAACGAGGAAGCUACGCUUGCAGUUGCAGCAGCUGAGAAGAAAAGGAGAGAGCAGCAGCAUCUUAAGAGAGAUCGAAUAUUUCGUAUUGGCCUGGUCAGAUACAAAAUGGACCCUUCAAGGAGGACCCUUCAAAGGAUUUCAGAUGAGGAACCUUCAACUUCCAAGAGUUCAAAAGAAGAGAUGAGGAGGUCUUACGUGCCAAAGAGAUUGCUGAUCGGCCAUGAUGAGUAUUUACGUAUUGGAAAUGGUAACCAACUUGUUAGAAAUCCAAAGAGACGAACACGUCUGUUUGCUAACGAGAAAGUUCGAUGGAGCUUGCACACAGCCAGAUCAAGGUUGGCUAGAAAGAAAAAGUAUUGCCAAUUUUUCACAAGGUUUGGCAAAUGCAACAAAGAUAAUGAUGGGAAAUGUCCCUACAUCCAUGAUUCAUCUAAAAUUGCAGUUUGCACCAAGUUUUUGAAGGGUUUAUGCUCCAAUCCACAUUGCAACUUAACACAUAAGGUCAUACCUGAAAGGAUGCAAGAUUGCUCUUAUUUUCUGCAAGGAUUGUGCUCAAAUGAACAUUGUCCUUAUAGACAUGUAAAUGUGAACUCAGCUGCCUCUGUUUGUGAAGCUUUUCUCAAGGGUUAUUGUGCUGAUGGCAAUGAGUGUCGAAAGAAGCACACGUAUGCAUGCCCAGCAUUUGAAGCCACAGGCGAAUGUUCUCAAGGCACAAAUUGCAAACUUCAUCAUCCUAAAAACCGAAGCACAGGAGGAUUGAAGAGGAAACACCAAAACCAAAAAACCCAGAAACACUCCAGGGGCCGCUACUUUGGGACAGUUGGUGGGGGUGGGGGUGGGGGCGAGGAGGCUGAGAGACAGCAUCAUUUCAAUUUAAAGGAUAUCUUAUGCCAAGAAGGAAAAUUGGGUGCUGAUUAUAUCAGUAUAGAUUUUGGGGAUGGGGUAACUGAUGAAACAACAACAGUGGUGACUAGUGAAGAAGACCCUUUAUUAUUAGUAGGUGAAGAAGAAGAAGAAGCCCAUCUUGAUCUUGAUCAUCUCACAAAGCCUAUUGGAAUAAUGAAAAAUUUCAACUUACAUACAUCUCACAUGGCAUGAUACUGUGGCAGCUCAGCUGGAAGGACAGCAAAAUGAUGGGAUACUUGAAGAGGAGGAAAAAGAAUGAAAAUCCAGAAAACAGGAGUUGAUUGUUUUGUGUUUUAGUUACAUGUAGACUAGUAAGUAGUAGGGGGGGGGGGGGGGGGG